This is a messenger RNA of Trichoderma asperellum CBS 433.97, 635 nucleotides long. NCBI's taxonomy places the organism in Eukaryota, Fungi, Ascomycota, Sordariomycetes, Hypocreales, Hypocreaceae. The record is from the annotation of a RefSeq genome assembly.
UUGGUUCUUGGUUUCUGUUUGGGAAAUUGUAUCAAGGCAGAGAGGGACACUGGGCUGACGGCAGCGGCGUUUAUACGGAUUUGGUGGAAACAAAUGAAAGGGCAAUGAGAGAAAUGCGGAAAGGAGUGGGAGUUGGGAAGAAAGAGUAUUCAACUGGGUUCAGACCUGACAGGAUUGAUGGAAAUGCCGUUCUCUCAUGGGGGGGUUCACUGUGCAUAUUGGGCGUGAAAAUAGAUGGCCGUUUUUUUGUUUGUUUUUUUUUUUUUUUUUCCUUUUCUUUCCUUUCUUUCUUUUUUUUCCGUUCUUCUCUGUUUAUGCGUUUUUUCCUCCUUGGACUGGCUUUUUUUUCUUCUUUGUUUUUUUUAUUUGUUCUUUUGUUGGUUUUUCGGAGUGUUUAACUUUAAUCUCAUUACACUUUCAGCUCUACAUUAAAAUACAGGCAAUGAAGAGAUUUGUAUUGAAAAAAGUAUUUGUUCCAAAAAAAAAUCUUUAAGCGCUAUGCCACCGCCCAACGAACCUCUCCUUCUAGUAGAGGUAGUACGGAGUAUUCUCCAAGCACUUGUCCUGUACACCUAAAUACCUUACUAAGUAAAAUAAAUACAUACAGGCAGGGAGACAAAAAAAUAAGCAUUCUU